Olea europaea var. sylvestris is the source of this 714-nucleotide messenger RNA. RefSeq names its product protein FAR-RED IMPAIRED RESPONSE 1-like. The transcript has 2 exons. Bases 1 to 714 code for a protein of 237 amino acids. The record is from RefSeq and is a predicted model, not a curated record. Lineage: Eukaryota; Viridiplantae; Streptophyta; Magnoliopsida; Lamiales; Oleaceae.
AUGACUUAUGGAAUAGAAAGAAAAGAAAUUAUGGAAGAUGAGAAUCAAGAUGUGUUGGCUGACUGUGACAGCGAGAAUAUCCAGCAUAAUUUGAACAUAUUGGACAAUGAAAAUGUAGCAGGAGAUGUUGCCUCGGAGCCUGAGGUAGGCAUGACGUUUAAUGAUGAGAAAGAAAUGUUGGAGUUCUACAAAAGAUAUGCUUACGCUGUAGGCUUUCCAGUUCGAAAAAGGAAUUCGAAAAAAGGUGAUGAUGGAGUUAUGAGAUACGUGACUUUCACAUGUAGUCGCGAAGGGCGAAAGAAUUAUGCUACAGGCGGUUCAUUGAAGCCGCAACCAACAAGUCAGACUGAUUGCAAAGCAAGAAUAUCUGCGUCCUUAGAUAAUCUUGGAGUUUGGAGAAUUAACAAAGUGUACCUUGAUUAUAAUCAUAAGACAAGUCCUUCAAAGUCUAGAUUGUACCGAUGCAAUCGAAUUUUGAGUGCGAGUGUGAAGCGAAAACUCCAAGUGAAUGAUAUGGCAGGAAUUCCCUUACACAAGAGCUACAACUCCGCAGUUGUGGAAGCAAGUGGGUAUGAGAAUACGACUUUUGUGGAGAGAGAUUGUCGGAACUAUGUUGACCAAGAGAGACGAUUACGCCUUGGAGAAGAAGAUGUCAUUGCAUUACAGGCGUACUUUUCAAAGAUGCAGGCAAGGUGCUCAGGAUUUUUUUUUUAG